Molecule: messenger RNA, 3821 nt
Organism: Paramecium primaurelia
Lineage: Eukaryota; Ciliophora; Oligohymenophorea; Peniculida; Parameciidae
Source: the annotation of a GenBank genome assembly
AUGAAGAAAGACGGUCCAAAUAUAUCAAAAGUGGCUUCAGAUUUAAUUAUAGCUUAUAAAUAAUUGAUAUCUUAACCUAGAUAUCACUCUCUCUAUAAAGUAUUAUUAAAGAGUUAUUUUAGUUUACCUAUUGCAUAUUGUUGUUCUUUCAAAGAACUCUCCUAUUUAUAGUAUUUAAUCAAUAAAUCCCACAAUUCUAUUAAUAUUAGCUUCAUAAAAUAAUAUUUAUUUAUCAAAAAUUAUUAAUUUCUGUUUCUUUAAAAAUAUUAUUAUAGUUAACAAUGAAGCAAAAUUACAUUGAUAUUUUGUUCUCUUAAUUAACAGAGAGUGAAAAGGUUUUGCUGCCUAGAGAAUUAAUUAUAAAUACGAUAUUAGAAGAUAAAAAUACUCCAAAUAUCUAAAUAUAUAAUCUGUUAUUAGCCAAAUUAAAUAAAAAUGGAGUUGAUGAUUUAGACAACAGAUUAUAAAAAAUUAAAAAAACUUAUAAGUUAGAAAGCAUUAUAGAAUUAAUUUACAAAUAUAGACAAAAAAGUAAUGAAUAAACAAUUAUAUAAUUAUUAUCGAAAGAUGAGAAUUUCUUUAAAGGAAAAUUUCUCUAAUUAAAUAAUCCGAAAGGAUUUGAAUCGAUUUACUCUGAAAUUACUAUGUGCGAAAAAUAUCAAGAGAAAAAUGGGUCAUUUUUGAAAUUUACUUUAGAGGAUGGUUCUUUCAUAGAAAUAAAUUAUAAAUAAGAUUAAAUUUAAGGGGUUUACACUACUUAAAAAAAAAGAGUAAAAUUAUUGGAAUUAAUUUAAAAUUUAAGGCAAAAAAAUUCUACACUUCCUGGUUAUAUAGAAUUUUUUGAACAAAAACAAAACUUUGGUAAAAAUAAAAUUCAAAUUGAAUUUGGGAUUUAUACUUUAAGUUUUGGUGAAUUCAAAUAAUGUGGAUUUACAGGAUAAGGAUAAUAUAAAGCUGAAUACUUCUUAUAAAAAUGUAAGGAUACUCUCAAAUAUAUAAUUGAUAUCCGUUAUUAAGAUAAUGAUUACUCGAAAAUUUAAGAGAUUCAUUUUGGAUAAAAACCUGAGAUUGAGCUAUCCCCCAUAGAACUCAACUCAAUUGUUUGUUUUUACUUUUCAGGAAAAAAAAAAUUAGAUGCAAUAAACCAAAAUAAUGCAGUGGAAAAUAUAAAAAUAUAAGAGGUGAUAUAUGAUGAAAAUAAAAUAAAAUAAAAAAAAUAUGAAGAGAUUCUCAAAUGCAAAGACGAUAUUUUUUGGGAAUUAAAAUAAUAAAAGAACAAACCUUAAUUAGAUUAAAUAUUAAUAGAUUUAGUUCUUAAUAAUUUUGAGUUUAAAACAAAUAUUGUCUUAAAAGUUAUUACAGAGAAUAUGGAUAAAAUUUAGCAAUUAAAUAAACAACUGAAUUUAGAAGAGAGUUAAGAAUCAAUUUUAAACAAUAUAGUGUUAGAAGCACAUUAUACAAAUUUAAUACAGAAAGGAGAUACCCUUUAAUGUAUAAAAGUAAUGGACCUAUUAAAACAAUCAUUUAAACAUACAGAAAAUAUCAAAAAUAAGGAUAUAAUAAUAUUUUUAGGUGCAACUGGAUCUGGCAAAAGUACAUCUAUCAAUUAUUAUUUGGGACAUGAAUUAGAUGAAUAUGAAAAAUAUGGAAAAAAAUUUCUUAAAUUAACAGAUGAAAAAAAUUUAUCUCAAGAUUAAUUUGCAAAAAUUGGCCAUUCAUUGGCGGUUUCAGAAACAACGUUUAUUUAGGGUUACAAAGUAUAAGAUGUUGAUAAUUUAAUGUUAUGUGAUUGCCCUGGAUUUGAUGAUACAAGAGGGGAUUUAUAUGAUUUAAAUACAAUGCUUAGUAUUGAUUAAACCAUAACAAACUGCAAAUCAAUAAAGUCUAUAGUGUUGACAAUUUCAUACGAAACCUUUUUUGUAAAUAGAUGUCAAGGAAUUGUGUAACUAUUUCUAAAUUUAUAACAAUUAAUUCCAAAUAUUUUUAUAAAAAAUUCAGCCAGAGAUAGUGUUUUUAUUUUAUUGACAAAAACAAACCUAACUGAAUUAAAUGAUCAUUUGAUGUAAUUAAUAAAUGAUAUCUAUAAGACAGAUCAAAAUAUUCUUGAGAAAAAAAGUUAAUCAUAUUAUGAAGCAUUUAAACUCGAAGAAAGAAUUUAAAUUUGGAAAUUUGUUCUGUACUUGAUACAAAAAUAAAAAAUAUUAAGUUAUUCUAUCAAGAACUAAUUGAUGGCAGAGGAGCAAUUAGAACUAAUCAUAAACCAGCCUUGCAUUGAUAAAAAAUACUUUUGUAAAGCAAUGGAUAGGAUGGAUAUUCAAAUCGCCUUCAGCAAGUAUAUUGUACUUUAGAUAGAUACCUGGUAAAGAGAAAUUUUUGAAAAUUUUUUUCAAGAUAUUCCUAAUCAAAUUAAAGAAGCUGAAGGAUAGAUUCUCAACAAAAUAAACAGUAUUAAGGAAAAAGAAAAAGAAAAUAAUUAAAAAAAUGAUUUGAUAUUUUAAACACAUUAAAAGAUUAAAGAAGCAGAAACUUAAAUUAAAAAACUUAAUUAGCUAAUAUAAUCUGGAGACUAAUCCUAAAUUAUUAAGGAAUUAGAAAACAAUAAUAAAUUUUCUAACUUUUCAAGUAAUAUUUUAAAGGAUGCUUAGGAUGAGAAGGAAAAUAUUGCUAAGGAAUUAGGGAAAAAAAAUGAUAAGUUAAAUAAAAACUAAAAGGAAAUUUAAUCUUUAAAAGACAAAAUUUCAAUUAUUUAAAAUGAGAUAAAUUAAUUAGAUUAAGAAAUUAAGAAUUUAUAAACAGGAAACUCUCAUAAAGUAUUAUAUGAGUACAAAAAGUUAGAAGAAGAGAUGGAAUUCUUUAGUGGAGAUGAUAAUAUAAAAUUAUACAAUUAAGCUUUUGAUUCUGUUUCUCGCUUUGAGGGGCAAGGGAAUAAAUAAAAAGUGAAAACUAGUGAAUAUACAGGUAAACUAUUAACUCUUGUUUAUCUAGAAAAAGAUUUCUAUAUCGUUCCAAAAGGUUUAACGAACUAGUGUGAGUAAAUGUAUAAUUAAGAAAUUAUUAUAGAUGGUUAAAAAUACAAAGCAAUAAUAGAAGGUGAAUUUUGGAGCUUUGAAAAAGGUGGGAAAGCUUAACCUGAUAGAAAAAAAAUGGUCUAUUCUAUCAGAACUAAUUGGUAAAAAGGAAGAACCUUACCUUGGUUUAAAAUCACUCAUGAUUUGCCAAAUAUGGAUCUAAAUGAAGGAACUAUCCUCAAUAAGUUGGGUGAGAUAGAUUCUAAAAAAAAUACAAUAAUUCGAAAGCGUGAGGAUAUAAAAGAACUAACAAAAGAAAACAAAGAUAUUUAAGAAGAUAUUCAUUUAAAAGGGUAACAAAUAAUGCAAAAAGAAAAAAUAAUUUCAGAAGUUAAAAAAGAAAAAGGUUUGGAGCAAAUUAAAGAUAGGGUCAGUUCUCUAACAGCAUUUAUAUCAAAUUCUAAAGGAGAAAUAGAGUUAGCUUAAUAAUUUAUAGUAUUUAAUAAAAAUGUGAUUAAGACUGAAUAAGAACAUAUUUUGAAAAAGGAAUAAGAGUUAAAAAAUCUUUAACAAUAACAUCUUCAUUUUGCAAUCAUUAUUAAAAGUAAAAUAGAAAUUGCUCAGCUUCUGAAGGUAUUUGCAAAGAUUUCUAUUGAUGGCUUAGGAAUAAGCGAAAAAAAUUAGGAUGCUAACCUAAAAACUAGUUUAGAAUCAUACUCAUAUUAUUAUGAUAAAAUGAUUACAGAAAUUUAGAAUUUAUGUGAAGAAAUUUUCCAAAAUUAAAAAAAUUAAUAUCAAAAGUAAUUAUCUUGA